CAUCCAUCAGUGAGAGUGAGCAGAACUCAUCAACGGUAAGGGCGGGGUAGCACCACUCGUUCCUAUUGGAGCAGACAAAGACCCAGGCAGGCCCACGAGCCUGCGGAGGAUCCGGCCAGGGUGCGGGCACCGACUGGAAGGGGGAGAGAGAUGCUUCAUUUGGUGCUUUCUUUGACAAUGACCAAAACAUCGCAAUGCCGCCAUACCUCUUAUUAUGAGACGUUUUGAUGAGGUCGACGAGGGAUUGCGGGACGGAGGAAGUCGGAGCGUAUCGCUGAGAGGAGGGGAGAAUGUACUACUUGGCUGCUGCUAGCUUUGCCUCUUCCCGACCGUGUGUGGUGGAAAUCGGCCGAAAUCAUAGCCUGCCUAUCGGGCUGUGUGGCUCCGAUGAGCGCCAGUCGUUAUAUGGCUAUAUCGUCGCGUUCCCUUUGCAGGAUUACGGGGGUAUCAUGUCUGUACUGGCUUCGGACUCCUGGUGGAAGAAGACGCUGUACAUCACCGGGGGAGCCCUACUGGCCGCUGCGGCUUACCUGCUGCACGAACUGCUGGCCAUCAGGAAGGAGCAGAAGUUGGACUCUAAGGACGCCAUCAUCCUCCACCAGUUCUCCCGCCCAAAGAACGGCGUUCCCAGCCUCUCACCAUUCUGCCUCAAGAUGGAGACGUUUCUGCGCAUGGCCGACCUGCCCUACCAGAACUACUUUGACGGGAAGCUGUCACCGCAGGGCAAGAUGCCCUGGAUAGAGUACAACCACCAGCAGGUGUCGGGGUCAGAGUUCAUGGUGGACUUCCUGGAGGAGAAGCUGGGCAUCAACCUGAACAAGAACCUCAGUCCGGAGGAGCAGGCCGUGUCACGGGCCAUCAGCAAGAUGGUGGAGGAGCAUCUCCACUGGACCAUCGCCUACUGCCAGUGGGUGGACAACGUGGAGCAGACCCGGGAGCUGCUGGCCAUGAGCGGCCCGCUCAGCGACACGCUGCGCUGGCUGCUCAGUGCGCUGAACGGCAGCGUGGUGCGCAGGGAGAUGUACGGCCACGGCAUCGGGCGCUUCUCCCAGGAGGAGGUCUACGCCCUGAUGGAGAAGGACAUGAGGACCCUGGACACCCUGCUGGGAGAUAAGAAGUACUUCAUGGGCCCUAAGAUGUCAACGGUGGAUGCCACCGUGUUCGGGCACCUAGCCCAGGCUAUGUGGACGCUACCAGGUACACGACCGGAGCAGCUCAUCAAAGGCGAGCUCAUCAACCUGGCGCUGUUCUGCGAGCGCAUGCGCCGGCGCUUCUGGCCCGAGUGGUUCGUGGACGCCGAGGACCUGUUCUUCCAGGGCGAGAGCGAGGACAGCAGCGGCAACACCAGCAGGGGCCCGUCCCCCUCGGGCCUGCUGGACUUCGGCCUGUUCUCCCGCACCGACACGCUGGAGGACAGCGACGGCAGCGGCGUCAGCCGCUCUGGGACGCACACGCACUCCCCGGGCUCGGACCACUCGCUGUUCGACUCGGACGUGGGCACGGGCUCCGACAACGACGCGCAGCUGAAGACCGCGACGAUGGAGGACGGGCCGGACGUCUGACCCGGCUGAAGAGAGGGAGUGAGAGAGACGUCUGAGGCCAAGGGUCCCCCCGACGCCGUCCCGUUAUUAUUAUUGUUACUUUUUCUUGCUCUCGAGGAGGCCGGCGAGAAACACACAGACUGGGGAAAGGGAACCUUGCUCUUGACGAUACCCUUCUGAGGUCGCCGUGUGCAUCGUGUCCGAUGGGAAGACCCGGGGAGAACCGUCCGCUACUUUGGUGUCAUGCAGAGCGUAUGAACCGAAUCCCGUUCCCCUCGUGCUACGCGGCGGCUCGUCCCAUUCCUCACGCCACAUCCGACCCUGUGGCGCCUCCUCUUAGGCCUUAUUUGUGUUGUGGUAGAAUACUAGAGCAGGGGGUGGAGGAGGAACAGGAAGGGGCUUGUUGAAGAGGGGCUUUGGGGAUGUGUGUGUGGCACAUUAUGUGGACAGAGUAGAGUAGAGCAACAGACGUGUGGUUCUGUCCUCCAUGUGUGGAACGAUGCAACAGAACCCUGGAGCGUGCAUCGAACAAUCCCAAUCCCAUCCAGCCAAUCAUAUGAAAGGUACUCCUGUCAAAGGUACUGGCUGCCAAUCAAUAUCGAGGCGCCGACCCCAUCCUCCCAGGGUUCUGGAGCGACCAAACUGGCUUCAUGAUGGAGUCUCUGGUCUGAUGAUGGGCCGAUGGUUAAACUGUGUCGUGUCAUGAUGUAGGGGGAAAUCUCUAAAGUGAAUAGCAACGGCCUUUUAAAACUUCCUCUGGCAACUCGAUUGGUCCAAAUACUAAACAAAAUAGCAUAUAUAUAUAUAUAUAUAUAUAUAUAAUGUAGGAGUUUGUAAAGACAGAGAUGCAGGCUGGUCAAUCCUUGAAAAGCAGAAAUAUACAAGUACUAAAUAUGACCACUAGAUGGCGAUAUCCCUUCAAGGUCAUAUGCCACAGAGGCCUUGGCAGCCUGCAUGUCUGUUUUAGGAGUAUGUUUAUGCAAUACGAUAUUGCUCCUUAAGUCUUAAGUUAUAGUUUAUUGUGUGUGUUUGUGUGUGAGAGAGAGAGAGAGAGAGAGAGAGAGAGAGAGAGAGAGAGAGAGAGAGAGAGAGAGAGAGAGAGAUUGUGUCUGGUUAUCCAAAUGCAAUGUAAAAAUGGUUUUAGAUCCAAUUUUAUUUACAUAUUAAUUACAAAUAAUCAUUAUUUUUUUAACCUGUGUCAAAGUUUAAUUUGUAUUAGUACUGUAUGUUCCUUUAAUGACCCUUUAACAGGGAUAUUAUUUUUGCACUAUUGAGAAUAUCACUUUCAUUAUGGUAGUAUUAUGUUGUGAUAGUUUGCAAAAGGCCAAAUGGAAAGGAAAAAAAUGUGGGUUUGGUUCACAAUAAUGACGAUUGUUUUGCGGUUGUACUAUGUUAGCAAUUUGUGUGGCCUCAUUGCGGUGUUUGAACAUAGUAGUGUUUCCACGUUUAUCAUCAAGUAAAUCCACAAGGCCUUUUAAUCAAUUAGAGUGGGGAAAUUGGGAACCAAAUUAAUCGUUACUUUUUUUUGUUCAACAACAACUAUUUGUUGUUCAACAACUACUAGGGUUCAAAUAAUCUGUAGUGAUACAAUGGACCAAAACAUUAUAGCAGGUGUUUUUGCUGCUCUCUGUUUGGCUGGUUCGCUUCCCAUUCCCUUACGGGAUUGGUCGAUUUGGUCGUCACCAUUGAACUGUUGUACUCAACCAACACAGGACGAUUUCAGACAGUGAAUCUAGAGGUAGUUAAUGAAUGAAUGAGCAUGAAAACUUGAUGGGUGAACCCACCAGCGUUCUCCUGAUGGUUGGCUCCCCGUUUGACCCAGCAGCUCUGGUGUGGUCGGGACAGCUGAGACACCCGGAACAUCUUCAUGAACAAACCGCUGCUCUCCCCUCCAGCACUGGAAUGUGCAGCUUUAUCCUUAUCGCAAUUGAUUUGUGCCGCAGCCCGAAGGGGAAUCGGAGUUGGACUGCUUUAUCAAGCCAUAUUUACAGAGGACUUCCACAGAAUGGAGAUGACACGAGGGCCGUGUUGUGCUGGGGUUUUAUGUAAAUAUGUGUGAGUAGACUGUACAAUAACGUAUGUGGAUGUGUCGAAGGAACCCUGCAACCUGUGCAGGUACAUCUUGUCAUCAAGUGAACAGAUGACCAGAAACACUCUCAACAGUUUAAUUAAAGAAUAGCUGUGACAAUUUUAAA
Gadus morhua (Atlantic cod) is the source of this 3736-nucleotide messenger RNA. It is a transcript of the gene faxcb, whose product is annotated as failed axon connections homolog, metaxin like GST domain containing b. The coding region runs from base 291 to 1562 and encodes 423 amino acids. The record is from RefSeq and is a predicted model, not a curated record. Lineage: Eukaryota; Metazoa; Chordata; Actinopteri; Gadiformes; Gadidae. The transcript has 6 exons. Gene Ontology annotation, cellular component: cytoplasm.